CCGCUCUCUGGGCUGUGCAGCCAAUCGGCGCGGCCCGCGGUGGCUGCGCGCGGCGCUCGGCGGCCGCCAUUUUGUGGGAGGGCACUGGCGAAGGACGGAGAGCGGCGGCGGGUCGGCGGUGGCUGAGGACAAGCAGCCAUGGCUGGCCAUGACUCGGGAUCUCAACACCAGUUCACUGGAUUUCAGAAAUACUUCAAUUCCUAUACCAUCACAGGCAGGAGGAAUUAUGUAAUAGCAACGUACACGGGUAUUGCAAUGAUCAUCUUGUAUUUCAAGCUUAGACCUAAAAAGAAAACUCCUGCUGUGGCAGAUAAGUAAACGCAGGUUGCUGGCGUGUCUGAACCUCCAAUCUGUGUCAUUGUAAUGCAAGCUGAUGACCUGUUGUGGCUAAUAAAAUAAAAGCAAUUACUUUGGGUUUUUUGAAAUAUGAAAUGGUGCAAAAAAGCAUAAACUGUGGCACUUUGCUUUUUUUUUUCCUCUGUCAAAAAUAGUUAUUUGUAGUGAUGAUGGAGUAGCUGUUUUCUGUCACUACUAUCUUAACUAAACUCUUCUGCUGUUAUAACACAUCCUAAAGUGUUCUGAGCACCUAGUGGUAACCUAGGAAAGAUGUCAGCAGCAGGACAAUAAUACUGGCCCAGAGCUUAAGAGCUGAUCAGAGCCAUCUCCACGCUUCCAUGUCAUAGUGGUUUGCGGUUACCUAGUUACUCCUUUUUUUUUUGCUUUCCGAGCUAGUAGCUUACAUGGAGACAGUGACUUCUUCAUUACUAUUACUGCAAUGCAGAUUAAACUUCUGUCUGCAUUUUGCACAGAACCCAUCUGGUUUUGAUGAAAAACCUCCCAAAAUAGAUUGAUCAAAUGAUGGUAUUUGAGCUUUUUCUGUUACUGGCCUCUCUUGCAGAGGUAACUUCCAGAAAGAAAAUGGCUUACUUUGCUGAUAUUAAGCUCUCAUAACUGCAUGUUCAUAAACAGUGACUUGAGUAGUUCAGUGCUUAUUUUUCCUGGACAUAGUCUCUUAAUAAAUGAUAUGUUCCUACCACAGUUAGAUAUAUGCAGCCCCCUCCCUGCCCAACACUGAAACUUGUCUAUCAUGUCCUCCACGGUGUCUUUCUAUAUCUCAAUUAAAAAUCGGCACCUUCCUUAGAUGUCACAUUAGUGCUACUGUGUGGAUGUGAUUGUACAGCACCCUGUUUCUUGGAGGGGUGCCAGCAGCAGGGGUUGAACCUGGGACUUCUGAUGCUAAAGCAUGCAAAUGUACUUCCCCAACUGAGGGCAGCAGGAGGUAGGCACGGUUGCGGGAAAAA
This is a messenger RNA of Athene cunicularia (burrowing owl), 1301 nucleotides long. RefSeq names its product ATP synthase membrane subunit DAPIT (gene ATP5MK). The record is from RefSeq and is a predicted model, not a curated record. The transcript is spliced from 4 exons. The coding region runs from base 139 to 318 and encodes 59 amino acids. Lineage: Eukaryota; Metazoa; Chordata; Aves; Strigiformes; Strigidae.